This is a messenger RNA of Anopheles funestus (African malaria mosquito), 804 nucleotides long. RefSeq names its product UDP-N-acetylglucosamine transferase subunit ALG13 homolog (gene Alg13). The transcript has a single exon. Gene Ontology annotation, molecular function: hexosyltransferase activity. Gene Ontology annotation, biological process: dolichol-linked oligosaccharide biosynthetic process. The record is from RefSeq and is a predicted model, not a curated record. The coding region runs from base 120 to 635 and encodes 171 amino acids. NCBI's taxonomy places the organism in Eukaryota, Metazoa, Arthropoda, Insecta, Diptera, Culicidae.
ACGCAAACACUCAUUUGUUUACGUUCUUUACGCAAUUGAUAAGGAUUUCGUUCUGCAACUUUCGUGCGUGCUUGUGUUUUCGUCACACAAGAAAAAAAUAUCAAUUUUCUUAAGUAAAGAUGAUGAAAAAGCUUUACAAAAACGUGUUUGUAACAGUGGGCACGGCCGAAUUCGAGGAUUUAGUACGAACCGUAGCAUCAGCUGCCGUUUUACAGCAAUUAACUGCUUUGGGGUGCGAAACGCUCACAAUACAGUUUGGAAAAGGUGAAAAACUCAACGUGGACAACGUUCAAAAGCUAACAAACAUUCGACUGUCUGCGUACGGACUCAAGAGCAGCAUCGGUGACGAUAUAAGCAGCGCAGAUCUGGUGAUCAGUCAUGCCGGUGCCGGAAGUUGUAUUGAAGUGCUGGAAGCAGGCAAACCCUUGAUCGUUGUUGUGAACGAAACGCUGAUGAACAACCAUCAAACUGAGCUGGCUGAACGGCUUAGUAAAGAUAAGAAUCUCUUCUACUGUACACCGAAUACGUUGCUGCAGACGUUGAAGGAGUCUGACUUGAAUCAGCUGGAAGCACUUGCACCCGGCGCGCUUGAUAGUUUCGUAAAUCAUUUGGAUACAUUCAUGGGAUUCCGAUAGUUCCUUCCAUCGUACUGUAUGUACUGUUAUUUGCAUGACAAAACUGAGUGUUGCGAGUACCAAUAUGGUUCUAAAUUUAAUUGAUAUUAAGCGUACUUGCGUAUUGUGAUCAACGGUUUGAACUGAUUUUAAUAAAUUUACACCAAUAUGUAAAAUGUGCAUGUUUUAA